Paramuricea clavata is the source of this 444-nucleotide messenger RNA. The record is from the annotation of a GenBank genome assembly. NCBI's taxonomy places the organism in Eukaryota, Metazoa, Cnidaria, Anthozoa, Malacalcyonacea, Plexauridae.
AUGAUUAAACAGCUGGGAAUACCAACAUGGUUCAUGACCUUAUCGUGUGCAGAUUUAAGAUGGCCUGAGCUAUUUCAGAUAAUUGCAAGAACAAAAGGCAACAAUAUAACAAGUGAAGAAGUAGAGGCUUUGUCGUAUCAUGAGCGAUGCUCAAUGUUAAAUUUAAAUCCAGUUAUUGUAGCUAAACAUUUCCAGUAUCGAGUCGAAACAUUUUUCAGGGAUGUUUUGCUCACAAAUGCAAACCCAAUUGGUAAGAUAGUAUAUUAUGCACUCCGUAUCGAAUUUCAAAUGAGAGGUUCACCACAUUUGCACGCCUUAAUAUGGACAUCCGAUUGCCCAGAAUUAAUGAACGAUACAAAAGAUGCAUACAUAGAUUACGUUGACCAACAUGUACAAGCAUACCUCCCAGACAAAGAAACAAAUCCUCACUUUACGACUUGGUAA